GUCAGUGGUUGAUGACAAUGCACAUGUCACAAAAAAGAUGAAAAGUGUGCAAUGUCGGGAAGCGAACCGUGGGUUUCAAGGAAAUCAUUGAGCAAAUUCUGCGGCCGCGCAUCGUACAGCGGCAGAACGAGACGCGCGGGCGCCGGCAGCGGUCCGCUGCUGGCGCUGGCGCUACUCUCGCUCGCCACUCAUGGAUUGUUGAAUGUGGCGGAAGCAUCGCAGGUGGAUCGUAACACAAAACUUGAGGACGAGGAAGAAAGCGACAACGCUCCGUUUGCGGUGGUGGUGCAGCACGACAAUGAAGUGGGGUCGGCGUGGCACUGCGGCGGGUCGCUAGUGUCGGUGCGCAGCGCCCUGACGUCGCGCUGGUGCGCGCGCGGACGCGAACUAUGGGUGUUGGCGGCCGCUCUGCUUAGCGCGCAGCACGCGUAUGGCCAUGCGAACAACUUGCGGCGCCGCAUCGCGCGCGUCGUCUUCGCCAACGAACUCGGCGGUCUGUUGCCGGGAGAGAUGGACGACGCGUCUGUCGUGAUAGUGAAUGAUGCGUGGAGUGGGGCGACGUUGGACAUAGCUCUGCUGGAGAUGGAAACUCCGUUUGGCAGUCGAGCGAACGUGCGGCCCAUCCUGAUGGCGACGGCGUCAUCCGAUUGCGCCAUCCCCGGCCAGUGCCACGUGGCGGGCGUCGUGUCGCGCGGCAACAAGGCGCUGUUGCGCAUCGUCGACCUGGACAUGGUGCGCGGCGACAUCUGCUCCGACAUCGCCAGGCACUGGGCCGCCGUGCGCGAAUAUGUGCUCUGUCUCUCAGGCAAUGAACUCUGCCGAAGUGAUCGCGGGGCGGGCGUAGUGUGCAGCGGCAAGCUGUGUGGCGUCAUGUCGCGGUCUGCGCGCGCGGGCUUGGAGCUGGGUUCGGGCUGCGGUGACGUGCACGCUGCGCAGAGUCUACCGCGCUGGCGGCGCUUCGUGCAUUGCGCGCACAUCGCCGGCUCCUGCGUCAGAGAUCCGGAGUGUACGGAGUUGUGUAUGGAACGGCAGCUUUUACCUGAAGCUGCGGCACCCGCCGAGAAUGACACCUCCCGGACGGCGUCGUCAUCGCCACACACGGACAUCUCGCGCACUGAACCCGUGCCCGCGUCUCCGUCCACGGAAGCGACCAAGGCGACCUCUGAAUCUGACACCACGAGUGCUGAUACCGAGCCGCCUACUACUAAUACUACUUACUUAGAACGAAUCGACGAAACAACGUACGAAACAAGUCAGCGUGAGAAAUGGCUUGUACAAAAUCCCGAGGCUUACAAGCCGCCGCCGACGCGCAGCACCAAGUUGCCGCCGUCGACCGCCGCGCCCGCGCCACUCUCCACCGGCGCCGCCACGCCCGUCGUGCCCGUGGCUCCGAGGAUGGAGUUCGAUCCUAGUCGAGCCGAUUUUAAGCAGGCGGGCGAGUACGGCGACAAUGCGGUGGAGUACGCGGGCGUGGGCGACGACGCGGCCGCCAGCAAGACGGGCGGCAGCAGCCGGGCGCCGACGGCGGCGGACGCGACGCGCGACGCGACCAGCGCGCCCACGCGCUCGCGCCCGCCCAAGUCGACGCGCUUCGUGCCGCCCACCGCCGAGAACCAAGCAGCAGCCGCAGAGUUCUUCCCCCUUUCUUCUCCUCCUGUACCGGCGGCUGACAUCUUCGAGCGCAAAUUUACUUUGAAGGAAGAACCGGUCCACGAGGAGGAUAUCCUACGUGAAUCAGCUCAUGUACAAGUUGCUGCGCAAACGUCAGCUUGCACCAAAAGUCUAAAUAUUCUACAUUCACCUUUUUGUUUUAUACUUUUGUUGUUAAUAAAAACGAUUUACUAAUAUGGACAUUA
Molecule: messenger RNA, 1856 nt
Organism: Plodia interpunctella (Indianmeal moth)
Lineage: Eukaryota; Metazoa; Arthropoda; Insecta; Lepidoptera; Pyralidae
Exons: 8
Coding region: 52-1845 (597 amino acids)
Biological process (GO): proteolysis
Molecular function (GO): serine-type endopeptidase activity
Source: RefSeq, a predicted model, not a curated record